Messenger RNA from Strongylocentrotus purpuratus (purple sea urchin), 801 nucleotides. Its product is annotated as transmembrane protein 234. The record is from RefSeq and is a predicted model, not a curated record. The transcript is spliced from 5 exons. Lineage: Eukaryota; Metazoa; Echinodermata; Echinoidea; Camarodonta; Strongylocentrotidae. Bases 95 to 499 code for a protein of 134 amino acids.
UACGUACAGUGACACUCCCAGUCCCAGUACCAGUGCAGUAAGAAAAGUUCAUUUGGAUGUUCUUUUGAUCAGUUCUAAGAUACAUGCUAGCAAGAUGGAGACCGAUUCUGAUGAAGGAUAUCUCGGAGCUCUCUGGCUCGUUCUUGUUGCUAUACUCUGGGGAGGAACUAACCCAUUCUUGAAGAGAGAGGGCGCAGGCAUCGAGUCUGUGAAACAGAAGAAUGCUGUCACUCAGUUCUUCUUCGAAAUGAAGCAUCUUUUCUUGAAUUGGAAGUAUCUGUUGGCUUUUCUGAUCAAUCAAAGUGGAUCUGUUGUCUAUUACCUCACUCUCGCUUCAGCAGACCUAUCUUUGGUAGCCCCUGUAACAAACUCACUGACGUUCAUCAUCACAACACUGACUGGCAAGAUGUUAGGGGAGAGAAUAGGUGGAACAGAAACGUACAUUGGAAUGGGUCUGGUGAUAGCUGGAGUGACACUCUGCUUAAUGGAUAAGACCUGAGAUAUUCUGAUGAUCCAGAUCCAGACAGUACAUGCUGUUUAAAAGUCAAAAAUUUGGAUGCUGUUGGUGGUAUCGUAGUCACGUGGUGUGACUGGAGAUGUGAAGGUUGUGGGUUCAAUUCCCAGCAAGCUCUCCCUGCCUGCAAUGAAGGCCUCGCAAUAGGCUUGGUCCUAGUCAGCCCUUUUACGGAGUUGAUCCGUUUUGCUUCUUCAUAUUAUAGGGGGGACAUGUACUGUUCUUUCUUUUACGCUGAUUAAGUAAUUCGUCAGAUAAUAAAGAAUAAAAUAUGGAAUCUGAAGAAA